GUAUGUUUUUCUAUAUUUUCAUAAUUUUAUUGAUAUUGUUUAUGCUAUAUCAAGUGUACCAAUACAAAAGGCCAGCUGUAAAAUUGAUUUACAAAGAAAAUGAAGAAAUAAGAUAAAUUAUAUAGAGAUGUCCAUCAUUGUUUUCAUAUUUUCCAACUCCUUAUUUGAAUGGUUUUCUUCAUACAGUUUUAUCUACAUUUAAGCAUCCAAAAGAAAAACAUUCAUCAAAUAAGGAGUAUAUUGAAAAUACUGGAAUGUCAAUUGAUUGGAUAGAUAGAGGACAUGGAAUUGACAAAAAUAAACCACUAUUAUUUAUAAUGCCUGGUUUAACAGGAAAUGUUGAGGAUGGCUAUAUAAAUACUAUAGUAAGUGAAGCUCAUAAAUAACAUUUUCAUAAUAUAUGUGUUUACAAUUAUAGAGUUCUUUAGAAGGAUGGAGAUUUUACUUUUAAACCAAAAUUCUAUAAUUAUGGAUUAAAUAUGAACCCAUAAAAUUAUGAUGAUCCUUAUCGAGAUUAUGAACAUUUUGAAAAUGAUAUUAUUUAGAAUUAGAGAAUAAGAGUUGAUUUGCCUGCUGAUUUACAUCAUUGUUUAAGUUAUUUGAAAUAGAAAUAUCAUUUUAAUAAAAUAUUAGCAAUAGGUUGUUCUUAUGGAGGAGCAUAAUUAGGUAAUUAUUUAGGGAGAUUUCACAAUAUUAGAUUAGUUGAUGCAGCUGUCUUAGUGUGUGCUCCACAUCAAAUGUUGAUUAAUUAGAAAUAUUUGUCUUAUUCAAUGGAUAUUGCUUUAACUAAGAUUUUAUAAGGAAAAUUGAAGGAAUGCAACCCAAAAUAAGAAUGUUACUUAAGAUAUCCUAUAGAAUGUUAGAAAGUUGUUGAUAGAGCAUUAUCAGCUGUUUGGAUAAGUGAUUUUGAUGCAAAUUUUGUAAUUUAGAUGUAUGGAUAUAAGAGUGUAAAAGAUUAUUAUUAGCAUUUUUCAUUAGCAAAUAGAUACCCAUUAAUAAAUGUAAAAAUAUAAUUUAUUUUAGACUCCAACAUUAUGUAUAUGUAGUGAAGAUGAUGAUGUUUGCCAUAUCAAGGCUUUGCAAUAACAUCUACUGUAGGAGAGUGCUAAAAAUAUAAUAUGUGUAACAAAGGCAGGAGGACAUAUAGGGUUUUUAGAAGGAUGGAAAACUGAAUCCAUUUGGUUUCCAAAACCAGCUAUGGAGUACUUAAGACAAUUUGCUGAUAUUCAUUAUAAACAUCAUUGAUU
Messenger RNA from Paramecium pentaurelia, 1247 nucleotides. NCBI's taxonomy places the organism in Eukaryota, Ciliophora, Oligohymenophorea, Peniculida, Parameciidae. The record is from the annotation of a GenBank genome assembly.